Molecule: messenger RNA, 2568 nt
Organism: Chinchilla lanigera (long-tailed chinchilla)
Lineage: Eukaryota; Metazoa; Chordata; Mammalia; Rodentia; Chinchillidae
Gene: Cenpm
Product: centromere protein M
Exons: 6
Coding region: 84-626 (180 amino acids)
Source: RefSeq, a predicted model, not a curated record
CCUCGCAACCACUCGGAACGGGGCUCCGGAGGUUCGAAAGGUUGGCGCGCACCUGGAGAGAAGCGGUUCGGCCAUCCCUGACAAUGUCCGUGUUGAGGCCACUAGACAAGCUGCCCGGCCUGAAUAUAGCCACCAUCUUGCUGGUGGGCGCGGAGGAUGCGCUCCUGCAGCAGCUGGCGGACUCGAUGCUCAAGGAGGACUGCGCGUCCGAGCUGCGGGUCCACUUGGCGAAGUCCCUCCCUCUGCCCUCUAGUGUGACUCGACCCCGCAUUGACCUGGUCGUGUUUGUGAUUAACCUUCACAGCAAGUACAGCCUGCAGAACGUGGAGGAGUCCCUGCGCCACGUGGACGCCAGCUUCUUCCUGGGCAAGGUGUGCUUCCUGGCCACGGGUGCCGGGCGGGACAGCCACUGCAGCGUGCACCGGAACACAGUCGGGAAGCUGGCCCACACCUACCGGAGCCCCCUGCUCUUCUGUGACCUGGAGGUGGACACCUUCCGGGCCAGUCUGGCGCAGCGCCUGGUGCGCAUGCUGCAGGUCUGUGCCGGCCACGUGCCUGGCGUCUCGGCGCUGAACCUGCUGUCCCUGCUGCGGAGCUCCGAGAGCCCCCCGCCGGAGGAGCUGUGAGGGCCCGCGCCGCUGCUGGUGAGGGCAGGCGGGCACGGAGGCCCGGCCAGCCCGCCCAUCCGCCAGCCCUGUGUCCUCGUCAUGUGACACACCCGUCGCCACUUAAGAUUUCACGAGAACAAAGCCAGUGGCUAAAAACGGUCUGAAAAUCACUGGUCUCAUCCACUACUCUGACUUGGCAGCCGAGGAAACUGACUCAGAACAGUUGGGGAGGGCGGGCUAUGGAUUCCGUGAGCCGAGUGGGACCCCACAGCCUGGCCCUGCUCUUCCUGGGAACCUGGCUGUUGCCCCUGGGAGCCUCAGUUUCCCCAGGCAUGAGUAGAGACGGUCUGCCCCCCAAGGCGCAUGGCAAGGGUUGAGUGAAGUGGCGGCUGCGUACCCCCAGGCGUGUGUCUGCAUGGUUGAUCUCGGCGCACGAGUGGGAGGUGCCUGGAGAACAAGCCUUGUAUGAAAUCUCGCAGAGUUCAGCUUAGAGCCGGGAAUCGCGCCGCCACGGUGGGGUGUGUGAGGCCGCAGAAGCUGGCUGGACGCCCUGGGUUGCAGGGAGAGAUCACACGGAGACCACUGCUGCCUUCUGCCUCUGCUCAGAUGUUUGUGGAAGUGCUGGGGCGGGGCCCAGGAAACCCUGUCAUCGAAGCCAAAGCCCCCCUGCCCCAGGGAGAGGGAGCACAGGGACGCACAGAGCUCGGGGCUGAGGGGCAGCCUGGCAGGAGGGGCCUCCCGUGAGAGCCGGGUGCUUCCUGCCCGCCUCGCCUGCCCUCAGCCCCAGGCCAGCCCUGCUGGACACCCUGUCUGCGCAGCCUGUGCUCUGGUGUCACCAGUGUCACUGGCGCACGGGCUCCUGCUCUUCUCUGGAGGAUGGGCCAGCUUCUAACCCUUGCCAGGGCCAGGAGGCACCUGGCUCCGGCCACCCCUGUCGCCUGUGUGCAGCGAGGCCUUGUUCAUACCUGGCCAGCUGUGAGGCAGCCCCUGGGCCCCGCCGAGGACCUCAGCCGUGUGGAUUCUGGUCGGGGCCCCACAUGUCACCUGACAUUCGCAGGCACGCCACGCUUCGCCAAGCUCUUCUCACAGCAGCCGCUGCUUCCCCCGCAGACCUGUGAGGUCACCAGUGUCUCCAUUUCACAGUUCAUGAAACUGAGACUCUUGUCAUCGGGGGUGUGGCUGCCGUCACGGGGCCAGGUGCAGUGGAGCCAGCCCGGUGACCGUGCGCGUCUGUUGACUAGUGUGGCGUCCCUGCUGGGCAGGCCUGAGCUGGGGACACAGGUGGAACAGCAUCCCUGAAGGCAGGAGGGAGGCCCAGAAGGUGGCCUUCUUACAGGGCCUGGGGACGCAGCAUCCCUGGCCUCCUCAGUGUGUGCGGGCCGCGGGGUGGGCCGGGCCUGUGGGGACGGCGGGGGAGGACGCUGCGUGGACACCGCUGGCUCCCUCUCCCGGACACGUCACCCGUGCUGCAGACACGAGGCCUUCCCACAGCCCAGCGCCUGCCCCAGCCAGCGUGGGCCACACCUUUCGCCCCAGGUGCCUGUGCCACAUUUUCUGUGCCACCUGGCGCCAUUUAACAAGAGAAAUGGCAUGGCAUUCUCCAGUGAGGACCUGGGAGCCUUCCAAAUGCUGGGGGAACUCAACAUGUCGCCGCUGCCAGCUCCCUGCUGAGCUUGGCAUGUCAGGAACUGCGAGGCCGCCUCACGGCAGAGCCGAGUAACGUGUGGGUGACAGGUGCCCUCACACCUGCUGUCCCCCGAAGGCUAGGGAUGGAUGGACAGAGUGGUUGCUUCCUGCCCCCCGGGCCCGGGGCAGUGUCCUGGAGGAGCCUGAGGAGGGUAAGGGGACUCGUCCCUGUGCGUAGUACAUGCCUGGAGUCGCACCUGGGGCUCUGGUGGAAGGGAGUGGGAGGCUGGCCUCGGGGGUCACCUGCUCUCUUGCAUAGAACGGGUCUUGCUGA